Messenger RNA from Apodemus sylvaticus (European woodmouse), 1161 nucleotides. RefSeq names its product EBNA1 binding protein 2 (gene Ebna1bp2). Gene Ontology annotation, cellular component: preribosome, large subunit precursor; nuclear periphery; nucleolus. NCBI's taxonomy places the organism in Eukaryota, Metazoa, Chordata, Mammalia, Rodentia, Muridae. The record is from RefSeq and is a predicted model, not a curated record. Bases 130 to 1050 code for a protein of 306 amino acids. The transcript is spliced from 9 exons. Gene Ontology annotation, biological process: ribosomal large subunit biogenesis; rRNA processing.
GCAGCUAUACACCCGGAAGCGGAAGUCCAUGUUGAAAAGCCAGAUUCUAGUGGAGAAUUUGCUGGCAGUGGUGCUGUUUGCGGGCACGUGUAGUGGCAGCCGGACCUCGCCGGGCGGGAGGCUGCUGAGAUGGACACCCCUCCGCUCUCAGACUCAGACUUGGAGUCGGAUGAGUGCCUGGCCACAGAUCAAGAGUUGCAGGAUGCGUUUUCCCGCGGACUCCUGAAACCAGGCCUCAAUGUCGUGCUAGAGAAGCCGAAGAAGGCAGUGAAUGAUGUGAAUGGCCUGAAGCAGUGCUUGGCUGAAUUUAAACGGGAUCUGGAGUGGGUUGAAAGGCUCGAUGUGACCCUGGGUCCAGUGCCAGAAGUCAAUGAAACUCAGUCAACACCCCAGAACAAGGACCAGAAGAAAGGUGUUAAUCCAGAAGACGACUUCAAGAGGGAAAUGAGUUUCUACCGCCAGGCCCAGGCCGCAGUGCUUGCAGUAUUACCCAGGCUCCAUCAGCUCCAAGUCCCUACAAAGAGGCCUACCGAUUAUUUUGCAGAAAUGGCUAAGUCAGAUCAGCAGAUGCAAAAGAUUCGACAGAAGCUGCAGACUAAACAGGCUGCCAUGGAGAAAUCUGAAAAGGCCAAGCAACUUCGAGCGCUUAGGAAAUACGGAAAGAAGGUGCAAACUGAGGUCCUUCAGAAGAGGCAGCGGGAGAAAGCACAUAUGAUGAAUGCCAUCAAGAAAUACCAGAAAGGCUUCUCUGAUAAGCUGGAUUUCCUUGAGGGCGAUCAGAAGCCUGUGGCACACGGUGCAAAGUCAGGAGCUAAAGGCCAGCCGACGAGUAAAGGGCCUAAUGCCAAACGAAGAUACAAAAAUCAGAAGUUUGGUUUUGGUGGAAAGAAGAAAGGCUCCAAGUGGAACACUCGAGAGAGCUACGACGACGUCUCCGGCUUCCGAGCCAAGGUGGCUCACGGCAGGGGCCCCCGGAGGCCUGGGAAGAAAGGGGCGAAUAAGAGACCUGGGAAACGAACAAGGCAGAAACUGAAGAGCAAAGCCCGCUGAAUAGCAUCGUCGUUUAUAAAGAACCAAGGAGAAGGGGGUGGGCACUCAGAGUGUUUGUCCUGCUUUUUGUAGAAAAUUAUUUUAAUAAAUUAAGCUUAUGGAAGAAAAAUA